AUGGAGCCGUUCUCCUUCGCAAGCUCCGAGUCGCUGGACUACCCAGUGAGCAUCCGCAUCAUUAAUCUUGAGGGCGAUGAGACACCAUUCCUGCACUCUACUCUCUUGGAGAAAGCCGAGCUGAGGCAUAUCGGCUCUAAUACAAGUUCGCAUUCCGACCUCUACAUCACCGUUCAAGUUUGGGCCGGCUCGAAACCACUCACCGUACCUGUCCAGACGGCCUACAAAUCGUUCCGCACCGAGAGAAGGUGGAACGAAUGGCUUACUCUUCCGAUCGACUACUCAACACUCCCCCUGAACUCUUGCUUGGCCAUUACCCUAUGGGACUCGUCGCCCGCUGGCGGCAAACAAGCGAGAGGUCAUGCGAUCCCCUUUGGAGGCACGGCGCUGCCGUUGUUCGACCGAGACAAUCAGGUGCAGAAGGGACGGCAAAAGUGCAUCAUACAUCGACAUAAGAAUGCCGACGGUAACGAUAACACGACUACGCCUGCCGUUCCCCGGAAGAAGAGGGACGCAUCGAGAAAAGGGCCUGCACCGCCUGUGGACAAGGAUGCCGAGGAGUUGGAGCGCAUGGAGAAGCUGUUCAAGAAGCAUGAGAUGGGGGAAAUCCCAAGGGUUGACUGGCUUGAUCAGCUUGUCUUCCGAGGUUUCGAGAAACGGGGUCUGCAGUCAGCAAAGGCAUCCCUGAAAACCAUGCAGCGACAACAAACGGCGAACGGCAAUACAGCUAACGAGAAGGAGAAAGUGGUUGACGAGAAAAACGUUGUCGAUACCGAGACGCACCCGGGCUUUUCCAAAUUCCAACUAAAUGUUGAGCUCCCUCGAUUCGACUUCCCGGUCGUCUUCGCCGAUUUGGAAUAUCCGCCGCCGCCAAUUUCGGCGUUGCAGCACAUGUCAGCAUCACAGUCCAACGUGAUGCUGAAGCCGCCGCCUGAAGUGCAAUUUGGCCCCGGCAUCAACGCGCUUGGUGAUUCAGGCCCAGGCAGUCGCUUCAUGAAGGUGUACGAUCCGGAGGUCGGCGCUCGUGACAACCCGGCCGAGAGCAAACACAGGAGACUCGUCAGAAGUCAACAUCGCCACGGCAUCCUGGACAAAGAUUUGAAACCAAAUGCGAAGGUUCGAGAUGAGCUGAACCUCAUCAUGUCCUAUUCACCCACCCACAUCUUGGCUCCCGAAGAAAAGGAUCUGAUUUGGAAGUUCCGCUACCAUCUUACCCGUGACAAGCGGGCAGUUACAAAGUUUGUCAAGUCUGUCAACUGGCAUGAUCACAGCGAAGCGAAGCAGGCUGUGCAAGUUUUGGGUAGAUGGACCCAAAUCGAAGUCGACGAUGCUUUGGAGUUGCUCGGUCCCACAUUCGACAACCAAGCUGUCCGAGCCUACGCCGUGGAAAGGUUACGCAAAGCGGACGAUCAUGAGUUGCUGCUCUACUUGUUACAGCUGGUACAGGCUCUCAAAUACGAACAUAUCUCGGCCGACUCGUCGCAGGAAGCGAUCCAGGACUCGUCUCUGGCUCAAUUUUUGAUAUCACGCGCAGCCGACAACUUUCUGCUCGGUAACUAUUUCCACUGGUAUGUGAUGGUUGAAUGCGACGACCAGAGUCCCGAGCAAGGACUAGAUAACAGAAACAUCUACCGAAAAGUUGCGUAUGACUUUAUGACGGAGUUGGUCAAGCGCCCUGACGGCGCUGAGACGAGGAAAAUUCUGUUGAGGCAGGCUGAGCUAAUAGCCAACUUGUCCAACCUCUCCAACGACGUCAAGAUCUCGCACGAUUCAAUCGCGAAGAAGACCGAUUAUGUCAAGAAUUGGUUGGCGGAUCCCAAGCACGAAAUUCUCACCAUUGAUCCACCGCUUCCUCUACCACUCGAUCCUACCAUGAGCGUCGUAGGCGUUGUACCGGAGGAAACCAUCGUCUUCAAGUCAUCUUUGUGCCCGAUCAAAGUCACCUUUAAGACUACCACAGGGAAGAAAUAUCCAAUCAUCUUCAAAACUGGUGACGACUUGCGCCAGGAUCAACUAGUCAUCCAGAUUAUCACCCUAAUGGACCAGCUGCUACAGAAAGAAAACCUGGACCUGAAACUGUCGCCAUACAAGAUUUUGGCAACGAGCACUACUGCCGGAGCUUCCCAAUUUGUGCCUUCUGCGAGCUUCCAGAGCAUUGCAUCAAAGUACAAAAACAACCCAGCUUUGGCCUACCUGAAGUCCAACAACCCUGACGAUAGGCAGCCUCUGGGACUACGUCAGGAGACAUUGGACACAUACGUCAAGUCUUGCGCAGGAUACUGCGUGAUUACGUACAUUUUGGGUGUUGGUGACAGACACCUCGACAACCUUCUUCUUGCACCAGACGGUCACUUUUUCCAUGCAGAUUUCGGCUUCAUUCUUGGACGAGACCCCAAGCCUUUUGCGCCGGUUAUGAAGCUGUCCAAAGAAAUGGUAGACUGCAUGGGUGGAGUUAACUCGGAACAGUUCAGGCAAUUCAAGCAGUACUGCUUCCUCGCAUACACGGCACUACGGAAAUCAUCCAAUUUGAUUCUCAAUCUAUUCAGUCUCAUGGUCGACGCCAAUAUCCCCGACAUUCGGCUGGAGCCGGACAAGGCAGUGUUGAAGGUCAGGGAGAGGUUCCAUCUGGAGCUUACAGAGGAGGAGUCUAUGCGUUAUUUCGAUCGGGUCAUCGAGGACACUCUAGGCGCCAUUGCACCGGUGGUUAUCGACAAGUUACAUGAGCUGGUGCAGGCUUUCAGGAAUUGA
This is a messenger RNA of Colletotrichum karsti, 2748 nucleotides long. Its product is annotated as phosphatidylinositol 3. NCBI's taxonomy places the organism in Eukaryota, Fungi, Ascomycota, Sordariomycetes, Glomerellales, Glomerellaceae. The transcript is spliced from 4 exons. Bases 1 to 2748 code for a protein of 915 amino acids. Gene Ontology annotation, molecular function: 1-phosphatidylinositol-3-kinase activity. Gene Ontology annotation, biological process: autophagy of peroxisome; phosphatidylinositol-mediated signaling; autophagosome assembly. The record is from RefSeq and is a predicted model, not a curated record. Gene Ontology annotation, cellular component: phosphatidylinositol 3-kinase complex, class III, type II; peroxisome; endosome.